AUGGCGGACAUCGACGAAGACUCUACAAUCAGAGCGACCCCAGACCCCACAUACACAGACCUCUCCGACGAGACGCAAGACUUCCGCUUCCUAUCCACCCUCUCCCAACCGACAGACCACCCCACCCUCCCCCGCCGCGGCGAGAAAGACUUCGAACACCACGGCACCCUCUCCCAAACCGACACCCUCGUCGCUUCCCGCAAUGCCAUGCACGACGCCCUCUCCGUUUCCCGCACCCACAAUCCGAAAAGCCUCAUCGUCGGCCUCUACGAUCCGAGCGAUGACUCGACGACCAUCGAGCAACCGAAAGGCCCGAAUCUCAGGACGAUGGGGAAGGCGGAUUCGCGGGGCAGGUUGAGCUUGUUGCCGGAGGAGACGCUGUACUUGGUUGAGAGGGGGAGUCUGGAUUUGAGAUGGCGGGGUGAAGAGCUGGAGGGGCUGCCGUUGAGUUUGCAGGCGGCGUACGCGUAUCUACUUGGGAAGCGGGGGUUGACGUUGGAGCGGUACACGGUCUAUGCGGGUUUGAAGAGGAGUGGAUAUGUUGUGCAGAGGGGACCGGCUUGGUAUCCCGAAGACUACGACGGAGACUUUAUCCCGCCGAGGGAGUUGGAAAAGCCGAAGCCACUGGGGCUGUUUGCACACUUCUACAAAUCCCUCUUCGACAAGCCACUCCCGGAUGCAGCUCCUUCGGGACCACUCGUCACACCGGGCUUCUACCGCAGCUACGAUUCCAUCUACCGGCUCAUGACUCUCAUACCUGCCCACGAUCCGGCCGAGCCUACAGACCGUGAAUCCCUCCGCUCUUCAGCCUCGAUGGGCCAUCCGACAUCUCCUACGCACUCCCGCAUCCGCCCUGCCUUCUACGUCUGGAAACCCACUUCCGAGUUCAAGAAGUCUGCCCCUCCGCCUCCUGACUUUCGGAUCGCCGUCAUCAAUGCUCGCGAGGAGAGUUUCCCGGUCCUGGAACAGCUGGACGACUUGCUGCAGAGUGUACCUUACGACCCACCACCACCGGGUAGUGAGGGGCAGACGUAUAGGCGUGUGAAGCAUGGAUGGCGGAAUGUGCUAUUAGCCGUUGUAGACCAGGGGGUUGUGAGUUAUAUGAGGAUUGCGGAUGCAGGGUUUGGGAAAGAGAAGGUUUAUGAGACUAGAGGCAGGGGGCGUGGUGGGAAGAGAGGAGGAUUCCAUGGAAGGGGAAGGGGAGGCGGGAGGGGCAGAGGCAAGGGAAAAUGA
Molecule: messenger RNA, 1233 nt
Organism: Letharia columbiana
Lineage: Eukaryota; Fungi; Ascomycota; Lecanoromycetes; Lecanorales; Parmeliaceae
Exons: 2
Coding region: 1-1233 (410 amino acids)
Biological process (GO): tRNA-type intron splice site recognition and cleavage
Cellular component (GO): tRNA-intron endonuclease complex
Source: RefSeq, a predicted model, not a curated record